This is a messenger RNA of Durusdinium trenchii, 510 nucleotides long. NCBI's taxonomy places the organism in Eukaryota, Dinophyceae, Suessiales, Symbiodiniaceae. The record is from the annotation of a GenBank genome assembly.
AUGGUCCCCCCUGUUUCCUCUCCACAACCCGUGGUGCAGCAGAUCAUUCACCAUCGGGCGCCAGUGCCGCAGAAGACGGUGGUAGUCUCCGACGUUUUGCCCGGACUGCUGGCAGAAGGGCUAAGAGAAGUUGAGGUGCGUGGUGAUGGAAAUUGCCAAUUUCGAGCGUUGGCACACCAAAUCUAUGGCACUGAACAUCAUCACCCCUCCGUGCGUAGCGCGGUGGUUCAACAAUUGAGAGCUGGACAUCAUCGGUACAACGUGGGAGCUGUCCAGGACUACUUUGCGUGGGUGGACAGCAUGGCUCUGGAGCGCAGUUGGGGGGAUGGCGUGACACUGCAGGCAGCGGCCGACAAGUUCGAGGUGGCCAUUUGGGUCUUCCAGGAUGGCUUGCCACCAGGGCAGAACUACUUGAGAAUCGAUCCACAUGGGAGGACCACGGCCAUCUUGAAAGUGGUCUUUCAACCGAGUCGAAACUAUUACAACGCGGCCAGCGCCACUGGAAGGUAA